AUGUCGGACGCAGCAUCGCGGUUGUGGAAUCUGCUCGGCCACCUGCGCUCCUUUACCGGCUCAGAGUCGCCCGUCGGCUACGAGCACAGCAACCACCUCCACAACCUCUCGCCCACCUUCUUCCUCGAGCGCGCCGCCGCCAUCGAGCCCGACGCCAAGGCCAUACACCACGUCACUGCCAACGGCAAGACCCUCACCCGAUCCUAUGCCGACUUUGCCCAGCGCGCCAGGGGCCUUGCCUACUACCUCGUCAAGCACCGCCUCAAGCGCGUCGGCAUCCUUGCCACAAACACCCCCGCCUUCCUCGAGUCCAUCUUCGGCAUCAUCGCCGCGGGCGGCGUCGUCGUGCCGGUUAACUAUCGCCUCAAGCCCGAUGAUGUCACCUACAUCUUCGACUUUGCCCAGGUAGACUCCAUCAUUGUCGAUGCCGAGUACCUCUCCUUGCUCGACGACUUUAGGAAGAGCCACCCCAACGUGCGCCUCGUCGUUGAUCUGGUAAGAAUGGCUCCCAGGCUCGCUCGAAAGGACACGGAGAUCAAAGAAGGACCAGAGUGUGGGGAGUUUGACCAGGCAGUCCUUGAGGGCCUCGACUACGAGCAGGCCCAGUCUGCAAAAGGCUGGGAUGCCUUGCCCAAGCCCACGAGCGAGGACGACAUGCUCGCGAUCCCCUUCACAUCUGGCACGACAUCAAGGCCAAAGGGCUGCGUCUAUACACACAGAGGAGCCUAUCUGGCUGCCGUGGCCAAUGUUGUCGAGUCUGGCCUGAGCUAUCACAAGGACCGCUGCAGAUAUCUCUGGACUUUGCCCAUGUUCCACGCCAUGGGUUGGACUUUCCCGUGGUCCGUUACUGCCGUCCGAGGCACACAUUACUGCCUGCGCAAGAUUGACUACCCUCUCAUCUGGAAAUUGCUCAAGGAGGAGAAAAUAACACAUUUCAACGCCGCCCCUACGGUCAACACUCUCUUGUGCGCAGCAAAGGAAGCCGAGCGGCUCUCCGAGCCAGUUCGAGUCACUGUUGCCGCAAGCCCCCCGACCGCACAUCUCUUCCGUCAAAUGUCCGAACUCAAUCUCCAGCCUGUGCAUGUCUAUGGCUUGACCGAGACAUACGGCCCCAUCACCAAGGGCUAUCACCUGCCAAUCUGGGAGGAGGUAUCUGAACAAGAGCGGUUCGCCCGGAUGGCCCGCCAGGGCCACGGCUUCCUCACGAGCCUGCCGAUCCGCGUCAUCAAACCAGACCAGCCCGAGGGCGUGCUGAUCGACGUUGCAAAGGAUGGCAAGGAGGUGGGCGAGAUUGUGUUUUCUGGCAACAUUUGCGCGAAGGGAUACUACAAGGACCCCGAGGCGACGCGGAAGCUCUUCGAGGGGGGCGUUCUGCAUUCUGGCGACCUCGCCGUGUGGCAUCCCGACGGGAGCGCACAAAUCCAGGACAGGUCGAAGGACAUCAUCAUUAGCGGCGGCGAGAACAUAUCCUCCGUGGCUCUGGAGAGCAUGCUCGUCCAACACCCGGACGUGCUUGAGGCCGGCGUCAUCGCUGUCCCGGACGAGCAAUGGGGCGAGACGCCCAAGGCGUACCUCACGGUCAAGGAAGGCCGGACGCUCGAGCCCCAGGCCAUGAUCCAGUGGGCCAAGAGCCAGAGCGCCAUUUCCAAGUUCAUGGUGCCUCGCGAGGUCGAGGUCGUGGACGAGCUGCCCAAGACCUCGACGGGCAAGAUCCAGAAGAACGUGCUCAGGGAGUGGGCCAAGCAGGGCAAGAAGAGCGCCUGA
Molecule: messenger RNA, 1764 nt
Organism: Microdochium trichocladiopsis
Lineage: Eukaryota; Fungi; Ascomycota; Sordariomycetes; Xylariales; Microdochiaceae
Exons: 6
Coding region: 1-1764 (587 amino acids)
Source: RefSeq, a predicted model, not a curated record